Molecule: messenger RNA, 2778 nt
Organism: Triticum dicoccoides
Lineage: Eukaryota; Viridiplantae; Streptophyta; Magnoliopsida; Poales; Poaceae
Product: rhodanese-like domain-containing protein 15, chloroplastic
Exons: 6
Coding region: 30-776 (248 amino acids)
Source: RefSeq, a predicted model, not a curated record
CCAACCCUCGUCAUGAACCAAGCAUAAAUAUGUCUUCCCAUGCCAUGUGUUUGUGCAAGGUUACCACGUUUCUCCAACAACACAAACGCUUAAUCAGCUCGAACCCAUUGUCCAGCCGGGCUCCGGAGUCCCCUAGAACGAACGGGAACAAGGAGGACCAGACAGGAGAUCCAAACCAACGUCCACCGCCAGCAAUGGCGUCGGAGUGCUCCUUCGCCCACGGCGUCUCCCUCCCCGCGCACCGGCCGCCCCUCGCCUUCUUCACCUCCUGCAGGCUGCGGCACGGUGCCGUGCGCACGGUGGCGAACCAUCGGGUCGUGGAGGCGGCGAGGCCGGUUUCGGUGGGCGCAGCCAGGAGGAUGCUCGGCUCAGCCAGGUACGGUGGGCAUACGGCAGCGCCGGGGCGCGCGGAAGAUUCGGAGGUGGCCGUACCGGCGUCGGUGCCGGUGCGCGUUGCCUACGAGAUGCAGCUGGCAGGACACCGCUACCUCGACGUCAGAACGGAGGGUGAGUUCGGUGGUGGGCAUCCGGCAGGAGCGGUGAACAUCCCCUACAUGUAUAGCACCGGCUCAGGAAUGGCCAAGAACCCGCACUUUCUCGAGCAAGUGUCAGCGAUCUUCGGCAGGGAUGACGAGCUCAUCAUUGGAUGCCAAAGUGGCAAGAGGUCCCUCAUGGCAGCAGCCGAACUCUGCUCCGCUGGCUUCACUGCCGUGACCGACAUCGCUGGAGGGUUCUCGACUUGGAGGGAGAACGGACUGCCGGUCAUUGGACGGUGACAACGCGGGCUUCUAAAAAUGUGGUUGAAACAUCAUAAUUUGUCUUAGCAUACUCUGAGACACCAUGUCAGUGCACUGAAUAAGCAAAAUGGAGUUUGAUAUGAUGUACUCCUCUGUACCACAAUACUUGUAGCUGGGGAAACUAAUACAAAUCCCCCAACUGCACGGAAAUUGUUUGGCGUGGACGAGCUCGCGCGCUCUUGGUAUCCUCAGGCGUUCGUUCCCUUGGAGAUGCGGGAUGUCCCUGGUAUUGCAGGUGGCAGGUGAGGGUUUUUUUUAAUGCGUGUACGUGUGUGGGAGACGAUGUUGUCGGCCGACGACAAAGGGGGUUUGACAGGGUUUUGUGACGGGUCGUUUGUUCGACGUCAAAGCAGCGCUGGAGCAUGCUGGCUUUGGUCAGAGGCGUCAACCAGGGUUUCGCUGCACUGGAUCUCUCGGCGGCUGCAUGGAGGCAUGCAUAAACUAUUCCACGGUCUGGGUGAUCAGGGAAACACCGGAAUUUAAUAUAAUGCUCAGGGCCCACCAUCCUGACAACUAAUGUUGUGGUUAAUGUGCUCCUGGUUUGACAACAUCAUUUUAAUUUGUCCUUUUAUUACUACGGGUGGCGGCGUGAGGGAGUGGUUGGUUGAAGCGGAAAUACUGCGCUAACUAGUGCUGGUGAAUUAGCGGUGAUGUUUUUUUAGCUAGGGAAAUUGUUAUCGGUAAAUGCAGUAUGCCCGCACGCGUGGAAAAAAAUUUAUAUUCGGCUUGCAAUUGUUUUCUUACUAAUCAGAAAGUCAUUGUAUUAUGGAAGGUGGGAACAUUUUACUUAUAAGUUUUUCGUUCCCGAGAGUGCGUUGUCCGGUAUGAACAGUGGGAAAAAAUGUAGCCAAUUUUCAACAAAAUUUUACGUCAUUUAUUGUACAUGUCCGUGUUAGUGGGAAAAGAACCCACAAAUUUUUCCAAGCGAAUGGAGCACAGGUAUUUUCCCGGCGGAAAAACAUAUGUAGAGAGACAUUUGCUGAUAACAUUGGUGUUUAUUUUCAUUUUAUUUUUCAUAUGUAGAAUGGAGUAAAGGUGCUUUCGCCAAAUUGAAAGAUGAGGAUGAUGAUAGUGAUGAUGCACCAAGAAGUGGGAGAAACAAGGGAAAAUCGGAUGGAAACAAGAAGGAGAAAGUAAGAGUGAAGAGGACUACCGAGGCAACCACUUUGAGAGAUCAAAUUAGUUACACGGAAAAGAUGAAAUAUACCAUGCUAGCCAAGAAUUGGGAUGCUAUAAAGUGGGCAUGGCCGAGAAAAAAGAGAAACACAAGGAGGAGAAGUGGGAGAAGAGGUGUGCCUUUUGAGGCGCGCAAGAUCGCCCUAGAGGAGCAAAAGAGAAGGACGAGAGGACCGCCUAGGAGGACUGGUUCAUGUUGAUGAAUCGAGAGGGCAUGAAUGCAACGGCAAGAGAAUUUUGGGAAUUGAGAAGAAUGGGCAUCAUGUGUCGCAGAAAGAUGGAGCUUCAAAAUCUUAUGGUCGGUGGUGGUGGUGUUGGGUUUGGAGGGGUUUUUGCUUUCGGCAGUGUUGGUGGUGGUGAAUAUGGAGGUGGCGGUGGCUUCGACAUGAGUGGUGGAGGGUUUGGAGGUGGUGUUCGCUUCAGCAAUGGUGAUGGAGGUGGGUUUGGAAGUGGUGUUAGUUUUGGCAUUGGGGGUGGAGGUGGUGAUGUUUUUGGCAAUGGUGGUGGUGGUGCUUCGGCAAGCAAUUUGGAUGGUGGUGGUGGUUCCCAUUCUCCGGUCCAAGUUGUUGAAGAUUGUGGUGCUCUUUCUCCGGUCAAUGUGGAUGAUGGCUAUGGCGGUGCUAUGGCCGGUGGUGGCGGCGAUGAUUUUCAUAACACUGAGGAUGUUUCUUGAUUUUUUUUCAUGACCGGUUGUCAUUCAACCAUGUUUUAUUUUGUUUGUUGAUAAGGCUAAACUUGCUACCUCGUAUGUUGCCCAUGAUUUGGGAUGUGAUGAACUAGUGAUGUAUACAUAAAUUUCGUGUAU